Messenger RNA from Seriola aureovittata, 5159 nucleotides. RefSeq names its product NLR family CARD domain-containing protein 3-like. Gene Ontology annotation, molecular function: protein binding. The record is from RefSeq and is a predicted model, not a curated record. The transcript has 14 exons. Lineage: Eukaryota; Metazoa; Chordata; Actinopteri; Carangiformes; Carangidae. The coding region runs from base 834 to 4589 and encodes 1251 amino acids.
UUAGGGUUAGCAGUUCACAAAGGCGGCAGCUUCUCAAGAUCAAGUGGAGCUCCUGUGUGUUGCUUUCCAACUGCUGGUAAAGGUGGAGGGGGUUAACCCCGGAGUGAGCAGCAUCAACUUGGAGGUAGACAAAUCUCCCCUGUGCUCUCUUUUUUUUUUAAGUAUAUUUUUUGGGCUUUUUUUUAAUGCCUUUAUUCGAUAGUACAGUAGAGAGACAGGAAACUGACUUCUGUUCACUGGUGACGCAGACACACCUCAAAAGAGUAACGACGUGUUUAUACUUUAACUAACAUUAUAACAGUUGUAGUAGUAGCUGUAACAUUAGUCUAGUAGUAGUAUUAGUAGUAGUAUUAGUCCGCAUUACAGGAACCGUGCGUUUGAGAACUUUUAAAGGUUUUUACUUGUGUUUUUUUUUUUUUUUUCCAGGAAGUGAAAAUAGUGCGAAAGCUUCCCGUGUCUGUGGGUUUUUUUUUAUCGGGGGUUUCUGUCGACAGACGCGCCGAUGUCGCUUACGUUCCUGGAGCGUUUGUCGUGCACUAAUGUUCGAUAAUAUUUUCACUAUUUUCAGAGUAGUUUGUUAGUUUUAAGUCAAGGUUGGAUAAUAGAUACUUCAGGGUGGUGGGGGGGGGGGGGUUCUGAUUUACAGCUCUGUGGUUUUUAUGGACCAUGUGACACUCAUGCCUUUGGGUCUAACCCUUUGCAAUGAGUUGGACUUCCUCCUCUGUCUCCUCACUCCAUCCUGGUGAAUCCCUCUGCUUGGACUACUUGAUGAGAGCCAGACCACAGCUCAGAGGAAAAAGCUUAAAAGACCAGCCCACCGUCUCUCCAGCUACAUGUCCAUGAGCAGUGACGAGGCAAUGGAUCAUCCUACAUUUAGAAAAAGACACCGUUCUGAUGAACAGAGCACGUUUCUUUUCUCAGAAAACGAUACAGAGGAGGACGUUUCAACAGAUGAUGGUUAUAUCGUCCCCUCUUCAGACCAUCGAGUCCCUUUGGAGAGACCAGGUUCCCCUGAACUCAGUGGUGUGUCCAAGAGGAGUGAGAGGUCAAAAGGUCACCUCACCAAUGUCAGAAAAAGACCCUCCUCUCAUAAAAAGAAGAAAAAGUUGAGAAGAGAAGCUUCUCCUGCACCGAGCUCUGUGUCCAUGAGGAGUGAGAGGUCAAAUGGUCACCUCAUCAAUUUCAGAAAAAGACCCUCCUCUCAUAAAAAGAAAAUUGACCAAGAGAGUUCAGAAGUUCUCAGUGGUCAGUCUGCCCUGCUGAAUCAAAUGGACCUGGACGUUGUAUUUACGCUGCUUGAGAAGAACAUUGUCACUUUUGUGAAGAACGAGCUGAAGAUGCUGCAGAGGUUUCUGACACCAGAUUAUGCAGAAUCUGUCGAGGGGCAGAGGAACGAUGAGGAAGUGAUGAACAAAGAGGAGCAAGAGCAGAGGAGCACCUCAAAGGCAUUUCUGAAGAUCACACAGCACUACCUGAGGAGAAUGAAGCAGGAGGUGCUGGCUGACAUUCUGCAGAGCAAAUGGCCUGCUGCCAAUUGCCAGCGUAAAGUCAAAUCUAAUCUGAAGAAGAAGUUCAGUUGUUUGUUUGAGGGGAUCGCAAAAGCAGGAAACCAAACCCUUCUGAAUCAGAUGUACACGGAGCUCUACAUCACAGAGGGAGGGACUGGAAAGGUCAGUAAUGAACAUGAGGUCAGACAGAUUGAAGCAGCAUCCAGGAAACCAGACAGACCAGAAACAACAAUCAAAAGUCAAGACAUCUUUAAAUGCACAGCUGGGAGAGAUAAACCUGCACGAAUACUGUUGACUACAGGAGUGGCUGGUAUUGGGAAAACAGUCUUAACACAGAAGUUCACUCUGGACUGGGCGGAAGACAAAGCCAACCACAACAUACAGUUCACAUUCCCGUUCACUUUCAGAGAGCUGAAUCUGCUGAAGGAGAAAAAGUUCAGCUUGGUGGAACUUGUUCAUCACUUCUUUACUGAGACCAAAGAAGCAGGAAUCUGCAGGUUUGAAGAGUUCCAGGUCGUGUUCAUCUUUGACGGUCUGGACGAAUGUCGGCCUCCUCUGGACUUCAACAACACUGAGAUCCUGACUGAUGUUACAGAAUCCACCUCAGUGCACGUGCUGCUGACAAACCUCAUCAGGGGGAAACUGCUUCCCUGCGCUCGCCUCUGGAUAACCACACGACCUGCAGCAGCCAAUCAGAUCCCUCCUGAGUGUGUCGACAUGGUGACAGAGGUCAGAGGGUUCACUGACCCACAGAAGGAGGAGUACUUCAGGAAGAGGUUCAGAGAGGGUCAGGAGCAGACCAACACAAUAAUUUCCCACAUCAAGACCUCACGAAGCCUCCACAUCAUGUGCCACAUCCCAGUCUUCUGCUGGAUCACUGCUACAGUUCUGGAGGAGGUGUUGAAAACCAGAGAGGGAGGAGAGCUGCCCAAGACCCUGACUGAGCUGUACAUCCACUUCCUGGUGGUUCAGACCAAACUGAAGAAUGUCAAGUAUGAUGGAGGAUCUGAGACAGAUCCACACUGGGGUCCAGAGAACAGGAAGAUGAUUGAGUCUCUGGGGAAACUGGCUUUUGAGCAGCUGCAGAAAGGAAACCUGAUCUUCUACGAAUCAGACCUGACGGAAUGUGGCAUCGAUAUCAGAGCAGCCUCAGUGUACUCGGGAGUGUUCACACAGAUCUUUAAAGAGGAGAGAGGGCUGUACCAGGACAAGGUGUUCUGCUUCAUCCAUCUGAGUGUUCAGGAGUUUCUGGCUGCUCUUCAUGUCCAUCUGACCUUCAUCAACUCCGGAGUGAAUCUGUUUUCAGAAGAAGAAACAACCUGCCAGAGAUCUAACGCAGCCAAUGUAAAAUCUGACCUAAAGUGCCUUCACCAGAGUGCAGUGAAUAAAGCCUUAGAGAGUCAAAAUGGACACCUGGACUUGUUAAUCCGCUUCUUACUGGGCCUGUCUCUGCAGACCAAUCAGAUUCUUCUACGAGGCCUAGUGACAGGAUCAGGUGGGAGACCAGAGACCAAUCAGGAAACGAUUGAGUACAUCAAGAAGAAGACUGGGGAGAAAGCCUCUGCAGAGAGAAACAUAAAUCUGUUCUACUGUCUGAAUGAACUGAACGAUCACUCUCUAGAGCAGGAGAUCCAACAGUACCUGAGUUCAGGAAGACUUUCCAAAGAAAACCUCUCUCCUGCUCAGUGGUCAGCUCUGGUCUUCAUUUUACUAUCAUCAGGACAGGAUAUGGACGUGUUUGACCUGAAGAAAUACUCUGCUUCAGACCUGGGUCUCCUGAGGCUGCUGCCAGUGGUCAAAACCUCCAAAAAAUCUGUGAUGAGUGGCUGUAACCUAUCACACAGAGGUUGUGAAGCUCUGACCUCAGUUCUCACCUGCCAGUCUUCUAGUCUGAAAGAGCUGGACCUGAGUUACAACAACCUGCAGGAUUCAGGAGUGAAGCAGGUCUCAGCUGCUCUGCAGUGUUCAGAUUGUAGACUGGAAACUCUCAGGUUGAGUGGCUGUGAGCUCACAAAGAGGAGCUACAAAGCUCUAGCCUCAGUUCUCAGCUGCAAGUCGUCCAGCCUGAAGGUGCUGGACCUGAGUGACAACCACAUGCUUGAAUCAGAUGUGAAGCUCCUCUCUGUUGAGCUGAAGAGUCCACACUGUAAACUGGAAACUCUCAGACUGAAUCAAACCAGCUUCUCUGAGCAAUCCUGUCAAAACCUCUCAUCCGUUCUGAGCUCACAGUCUUCUAGUCUGAAAGAACUUGACCUGAGUAACAAUGACCUGCAGGAUUCAGGAGUGAAGCGGCUCUCUGUUGGACUGGGAAGUCAACACUGUAAACUGGAAACUCUCAGGUUGUCAGGCUGUCAGAUCACAGAGGAAGGCUGUUCUUCUCUGGCCUCAGCUCUGACGUCCAACCCCUCGCACCUUAGAGAGCUGGACUUGAGCUACAAUCAUCCGGGAGACUCAGGAGGGAAGCUGCUCUCUGAUGGACUGGAGAAUCCACAAUGGAAACUGGAAAAACUCAGGCUGGACCAUUGUGGAGAAGAAUUGCUGAAACCAGGUCUGAAAAAAUAUGCAUGUGAACUCACUCUGGACCCCAACACAGCGCACAGAAACCUCAAACUGUCUGAAAACAACAGAUCGGUGAUGAAGAUGAAGGACGCCAUGACAUACUCUGAUCACCCAGACAGAUUUAACUGCUGCCAGCUGCUGUGUAGAGAGAGUCUGAGCGGCCGCUGUUACUGGGAGGUCGAGUGGGAAGGACUGGUUGAUAUAGCAGUGACUUACAGAGGAAUACGAAGAGGGAACAUGCCUGACUGCAGGUUUGGAGGGAAUGACAAGUCCUGGAGUCUGUACUGCUCCGAUGGUAAUUACUCGGUGUGGCACAACAACCGAGAAACUGUCAUACACCCACCUCCCUCCUCUGUCUUUAGCAGAGUAGCAUUACAUCUGGACUGGCCUGCUGGCACUCUGUCCUUCUAUGGCGUCUCUUGGGACAAACUGAUCCACCUCCACACCUUCAGCUGCACAUUCACUGAACCUCUCUACCCUGGGUUUGGAGUAGGGACCUCAGUGUAUCUGUGUGAGAUGUAAGAAGGAGUUGUUGUUUUUUAACUCUUGUGUAGACAGGCAGUCACCCACCCCACUGCCGCAUCCCCAAACAUGUAGAUGCAUUUUGUGUCAUAAAUGCCACCCCUCUUUCUGAGUGUCAUAACCAGACCGGUUGUGUGCCAGUUGUUCCUUAUUCAUUUAAAGCUCUUGCGCUUACUGCCUUUGUUCCUUUUUUCCUGUUUGUGUUUUUCAAAUUUCCACAGGAUGACUUUUAAAGCCAGGGUGAAAGCUGAAAUAAGCUUAUUUGAUUAAAGUAUUUAGAUUAAUAUUAUUUCUAUUUUCUUGGGUUGGUUGGGAGUGUAAAUGGGAAACGGAGGGUGGUAAGGGAAAGAAUAAGUAUGAUUGUAAUUUUUAGCAUCACCAAGUGACCAUACACCCAGUAGCAUAAUACAGUUAUAUUUUAUAUUAAGUGUGGAAAAUUUGCAGGGUAUAUGAAUGUGUAUUUUUCAUAGUCUUGCCAAACUAUUUCCUAAAUCCUGUAUCUUCCAAGUUAAACCGUUCCAUGUUUAAUUCUGUAUGUUUACUACAAAUAAAGAUCUAUUACUGUAUCAA